Messenger RNA from Vicia faba (fava bean), 360 nucleotides. The record is from the annotation of a GenBank genome assembly. NCBI's taxonomy places the organism in Eukaryota, Viridiplantae, Streptophyta, Magnoliopsida, Fabales, Fabaceae.
AUGAAUAUGAAAAAGAUGAAAGUUCCGAAUGUUCCCGGUGGUGGUGCUGCUUCUGCACUGAUGAAAUUGGGAGUUAUUGGUGGAAUUGGUUUGUAUGUUGCUGGGAAUAGUCUUUACAAUGUUGAAGGAGGUCACCGAGCUAUUGUUUUCAACCGUCUUGUUGGUGUUAAAGACAAGGUUUAUCCUGAAGGGACACAUUUUGUUAUUCCGUGGUUUGAGAGGUCAGUCAUCUAUGAUGUUCGUUUGCAUCCCCAUCUAGUCGUGAUCUCCAGAUGGUUCAAUGGAAUUCCAGAGGUCAACCAAUCAAGCAUAAUAGCAAGACUUUUGCUAGUUUCAUUGGUGUCACAGUUCGUCGGUUAG